AUGGGGGGACCCUGGAACAGCUGCUCAGCUCUCCAGAGCCUCUGUCCUGGCCAGUCAGGCUCCAGCUGGCUCUGGACAUUGCCCGAGGCCUGCGGUACCUGCAUGCCAAAGGUGUAUUCCACCGAGAUCUCACAUCCAAGGGAAGGGGCAAGUAAGGAGCCAUUGGCUGUGGUGGGUUCCCCAUACUGGAUGGCUCCAGAGGUGUUGCGGGGAGAGCUGUAUGAUGAAAAGGCUGAUGUCUUUGCCUUUGGGAUUGUGCUCUGUGAACUCAUUGCCCGAGUACCUGCAGAUCCUGACUACCUGCCCCGCACUGAGGACUUUGGCCUGGAUGUGCCGGCUUUCCGAACCCUGGUGGGGGAUGACUGCCCGCUGCCUUUCCUGCUCCUGGCUAUCCACUGCUGCAGCAUGGAACCCAGCACCCGAGCCCCCUUCACUGAAAUCACCCAGCACCUGGAAUGGAUCCUGGAGCAGCUGCCUGAGCCAGCCCCCCUCACUAGGACUCCACUGACACACAGUCAGGGGUCUGUUCCAAGAGGAGGUUCCUCUGCCACACUUCCCAGGCCAGACCCCCGACUCUCUCGAAGCCGGUCAGACCUCUUCCUUCCCCCAUCACCAGAAUCACCCCCCAACUGGGGGGAUAAUCUAACACGAGUCAACCCUUUCUCACUACGGGAAGACCUCGGGGGUGGCAAGAUCAAGCUCCUGGACACACCCAGCAAGCCGUUCACUCCCCUGCCCCUCGUACCAUCAUCACCACUACCCUCCACCCAGCUACCCUUGGUGACCACUCCGGAGAAUCUGGUCCAGCCUGGGACGCCUGCCCGCCGCUGCCGCUCUUUACCAUCAUCCCCUGAGCUUCCCCGACGUAUGGAGACUGCAUUGCCAGGCCCCGGCCCUCCCCCCAUGGGCCCCUCGGCUGACGAGAAGAUGGAGUGUGAGGGCAGCAGCCCAGAACCAGAACCUCUGGGACCAGCUCCCCAGCUGCCCCUGGCUGUGGCCACAGACAACUUCAUCAGCACUUGUUCCUCAGCCUCCCAACCCUGGUCCCCUAGAUCAGGACCGCCCCUCAACAACAACCCCCCAGCUGUGGUGGUCAACUCUCCACAGGGGUGGGCUGGGGAGCCCUGGAACCGGGCUCAGCAUAGCCUGCCCCGGGCAGCAGCCCUGGAGCGGACAGAACCCUCGCCACCCCCUUCAGCCUCCCGGGAGCCUGAGGAGGGGCUGCCCUGCCCUGGCUGCUGCCUUGGCCCCUUCAGCUUUGGCUUCCUGUCCAUGUGCCCCCGCCCCACCCCAGCUGUUGCCCGCUACCGCAACCUGAACUGUGAGGCAGGCAGUCUCCUCUGCCACCGAGGGCACCACGCCAAGCCACCUACACCCAGCUUGCAGCUGCCUGGGGCACGCUCUUAGCAAUGAGGCCUGUGAUCUCAGGCCUCCAACUUUGGCCUUCUGGACACCUUGUGAGGACAGAGUGCACUUACCAGACAACGCCAGCCCCAGAUAGGCUGACCGACUCUUCUCCCCAUAUAGGGGAGCCUCAGCAUGGACUUGAGGGACAGAAUACAACCCCUGGGCUUGCUGUCCUGUGGGGAUCACUGAACCAGACACAGCACUGCUGACAUACAAGACUAACACGUGCAAAUUAUUUAAAAAUAUUUCAAUAAAACUGCCUGGCUGGC
Fukomys damarensis (Damara mole-rat) is the source of this 1676-nucleotide messenger RNA. RefSeq names its product testis associated actin remodelling kinase 1 (gene Tesk1). The transcript has 6 exons. The record is from RefSeq and is a predicted model, not a curated record. Gene Ontology annotation, molecular function: ATP binding; protein serine/threonine kinase activity. Gene Ontology annotation, biological process: positive regulation of stress fiber assembly; actin cytoskeleton organization; protein phosphorylation. The coding region runs from base 1 to 1407 and encodes 468 amino acids. Gene Ontology annotation, cellular component: nucleus; cytoplasm. NCBI's taxonomy places the organism in Eukaryota, Metazoa, Chordata, Mammalia, Rodentia, Bathyergidae.